CGUCGAUGGAUGCCUCCCGACCUUCAAUUCAUCCCUCAUCUCCCUCCCCUGCCCCUUUCUCCGCUUCUUCUCCCCUCCAUGUCCCUGCGGAUCCCUACGCUGCCCACGAUCAUCGUCCGUCCGCAGCGGAUCAUCCUCAGGAGGUGGAACUCCAGUCCCUAGCAUGCAGCACCGACACGUCUGAACACCACCGAUUCCUUCAUUACACAGACCACCCCUCCGAUCGUCCCGGUGACUCCGCCUUUCUCUCAUCUGAUCCAGACCCCGACUCCGACUCGGGUUCAUUCCACUCCCUACACACGCGACCCCUAUCCGUCUCCCAUCGUGGCCAAUCCCCCAUGAAGCGCAAAGGCCGCACGGUCUCGAAACGCCGUUCGAAGCCAUCUCUGACCAUCGCCACGGGCCAGAACGGCUACGGAAGCGACAGUAUGGAUUCGUCGAUUGAGAUGCGCAAGAGGGAUACCUCCGUGGAAUCUACCGCCACGCGGGCCAACCGCCUCAUGUCGCGUUCCAGCUUUACCCUCGAUCAUGACCCCCCAAUGACCCCGCAGACACCGGCCAUGACAACUACCUCAUUCGCAGACCUUCCCGCCAGCGAUCGCAGGAACUUCCUGCUGCUGUGCGUGCUAUACUUUCUUCAGGGAAUUCCCAUGGGGCUGGCCACCGGGUCUGUCCCGUUCCUGUUGAAGCCAUACCUUUCAUACGGCCAAAUUGGCGUCUUCUCCCUCGCAUCCUACCCAUACUCGUUGAAGCUGCUGUGGAGUCCGAUUGUCGACGCGAUCUGGAGUCGGCGGUUCGGCAGACGCAAGAGUUGGAUCACCCCGGUGCAGGUUAUCGCGGGCGUGGCCAUGAUCUAUAUGGGCGGACGCAUUGAGGGGAUGAUGAAGGAUGCUGGCGCCAAUGGCGGCGCGGGCGUGUGGAACUUUACCUACUGGUGGUUCUUGCUGGUGUUCUUCUGCGCCACUCAGGAUAUUGCCGUGGAUGGGUGGGCGAUUACCCUGAUGUCGCCACCGAACAUUUCCUAUGCAUCGACUGCGCAGACGGUUGGAUUGACCGCGGGCCAUUUCCUGUCUUACACGGUGUUUCUGGCUUUCAACUCGGCCGACUUUGCCAAUCGCUGGUUCCGGGCUGUCCCCGUUGAAGGAGGACUGCUGUCGCUGGGCACAUACUUGAAGUUCUGGGGCUGGGCGUACCUAGUGGUUACUACUUGCCUGGCGGUGAUGAAGAAGGAAGACCGGACGCAUGAGCGCGACAGCAUCAUGGAUGUGUACCGUAGCAUGUGGAGUGUGCUGAAACUAAGACACGUCCAUACGAUUAUCCUAGUGCAUUUGAUUGCCAAGAUUGGAUUCCAGGCCAACGACGGCGUCACCAGCCUGAAGCUACUGGACAAGGGAUUCGGUCAGGACAACAUGGCGCUGGUGGUGUUGAUUGACUUUCCGUUUGAAAUUGGACUGGGCUACUACGCAGGCAAGUGGUCGACGGAGUAUACCGCGAUGCGGCUGUGGUGCUGGGCAUUUAUCGGACGACUGGUGGCGGCCGUGUUUGCGCAGGCGACGGUGAUGAUCUUCCCGUCGGGCGACCAGAUCCCGACCUGGUACCUGCUGACGGUGAUUGGCGAGCAUGUGUUUUCGACAUUUAUGAACACGGUGAUGUUUGUGGCAGUGUCUGCGUUCCAUGCGCGCAUUGCCGACCCGAGUAUUGGCGGUACCUACAUGACGAUGCUCGCAACUGUUUCCAACUUGGGUGGUACAUUCCCUCGAUACUUUAUUCUCAAGCUGGUGGACAUGUUCACCGAGGCCACCUGUGUUCCACCGACGGUGCCACCCACCGACCUGAAGGGUGACCUGGUCACGGAGGCAUUCUCAUGUGCACUGGAGCCCGACCGGACACGCUGCGUGAAUGGAGGCGGUAUCUGCAAUGUCCAACACGAUGGGUACUACACGACGAACAUUCUGUGUGUGGUGAUUGGGGUGGUGACGUUUGUGUUUUUCAUCCGGCCGGCGGUUCUCAAGUUACAGGGACUGCCAUUGCGGGCAUGGAGAUUAACCCCGGGCAGACAUUAGUAUAGAUAAAUAGCAUAGAGUCGUACCUGGUAUGCAAAGAAUCGGAUGACCAUUGUGCGACAUGACAUUCGGAGUACUCCGUACUCUGUACUCG
This is a messenger RNA of Aspergillus sclerotioniger CBS 115572, 2157 nucleotides long. RefSeq names its product SD08430p. The coding region runs from base 6 to 2063 and encodes 685 amino acids. NCBI's taxonomy places the organism in Eukaryota, Fungi, Ascomycota, Eurotiomycetes, Eurotiales, Aspergillaceae. The record is from RefSeq and is a predicted model, not a curated record. Gene Ontology annotation, molecular function: acetyl-CoA transmembrane transporter activity. The transcript has 2 exons. Gene Ontology annotation, cellular component: membrane.